Synchiropus splendidus (mandarinfish) is the source of this 6340-nucleotide messenger RNA. It is a transcript of the gene fbxo41, whose product is annotated as F-box protein 41. Gene Ontology annotation, molecular function: protein binding. The coding region runs from base 726 to 3236 and encodes 836 amino acids. The transcript has 14 exons. The record is from RefSeq and is a predicted model, not a curated record. Lineage: Eukaryota; Metazoa; Chordata; Actinopteri; Syngnathiformes; Callionymidae.
UCCUUAUUUCCCCCAGUUUCUCUUUUCCUCACAUGUUCUUCUCUUUUGCUUCUCUUCAUCCUUCUGCCGCUGCACAGCUCUCUGAUCAAAUCUUUCUCACAUCCCCAUUCUUCUCCUACGAUCUCCUCUCUUCCUCCACUUGUUCCUCUUUUUCAUCUCCCUCAUCACUCCUUUUACUUUCUACCCUCCAUCUCACCUUCUCUUCCUCCACCAACUUUAGUCUCCCCAUCAUGCGACCCCCUUUCCGCCCUGCUUCGCUCCUCUUUCACCUCCUCCAACCCCCUUCUCUCCGGUCCACAGCUCCUUUCUGAGCUCCUUCCUCCCAUCCACCUAUCUCCUCCUCCUCCUCUCCACCCCUCCCUCCUGUCUCACCUCCUCCUACUCCUCUCACUCCUCUGCAGGCCUGCUGCUGCAGAGUGAAGCGCCGUGACGUCACAGAGGGCUGGAGCGCCUCGUCCGUUUGGAGCCGAAAAAAAUGGGGAGAAGAUUUGGAGGUCAUCAUGUGGAAAGCUGCAAAAGGAGAAGGACCGGCUGACUGUUGGCAACAUGUGUGACAGAUGGGUGGCAGAUCUCCCGCGGUCAGUGGGGCUUUAUGCGCCUUUCCCCUGAAACACUGAAACCUGUUUCCACCAUGAGAGGAUCCUUCCGGUGCCUGGCGUCCGUGCCCUCAUACUGGCACUGCUGUUGUGCCGCAUAAGCGCCCGCUGCAGCAGUUGUGGCACGGAAUGGCCUCUCUGGAUCUGCCCUACCGCUGUCCUCGCUGUGGGGAGCACAAGCGCUUCCGAAGCCUGUCUUCUUUAAGAGCCCAUUUGGAAUACAACCACACCUACGAGACCCUUUACGUCCUCUCCAAAUCCAAUAGUGUGUGCGACGCUGCCGCGCUGCUGCCCCUAGUGGCGGAGGGUGCUUUGCUCACACCCGCCAACAACAACGACCCCUUCGAGCCCCUGCGACCCUCUGCCUUAAAGGAGCGGCACUUUCCAUGUCGUGAGCUUCCAUGUGCUGAUGACUUGAGUCUGACCCCGGCUAAUUCCAACGCUGCUGCGCGCUACAUUCCAAAUGUGGAGUUUCCCCUCGGGGAGUUCUUUAUGAAGAAAGCCAUGACGUCUGCAGACCCCGGUGCCCACGGGGGCCCCAGCACGGCCGUCGCGGUGGCAGCAAAUGUCGCAGCAAGCGCAGUGGAGGCGGCUUAUGAGGAGGGUUUGGCCCGACUGAAGGCCCGAGCGUUUGAGCGACUGGAGCUGGACGAACGACUGGAGAAGCUUUCUGAAGAGGUGGAGCAGAAGAUCGCGGCUCGUGUGGGCCGCCUGCAGGCCGAGCUGGAGAGGAAGAGUUCCGAGUUGGAGCGGGCCAAGCAAGAGAGCGAGCGUCUGAGUCAGGAGAAGCAGGAUCUGGAGGACAAGGCCUCCGAGCUCUCCCGGCAGGUGGACGUCUCUGUGGAGAUGCUGGCGAACUUGAAGCAGGACCUGGUCAACAAGGAGGCCGAGCUCACGCACAAGCAGCAGGAAGUGGCCCAGAUCGACCAGUUCCUGCAGGAGACGGCGGCCCGUGAAGCCAACGCCAAAGUUCGGCUGCAGCAGUUCAUCGAGGAGCUGCUCGACCGAGCCGACCGUGCAGAGAAGCAGCUGCAGAUCAUCAGCAGCUGUGGAACUACUCCAAACGGCAGCCUGGGACGCUGCAGCCUUCAGGCCACCAAGGGAAACGGGCACCAGAGGAACUCCAGCAUCUCUGGCAGCACCAGAGGAAUGUACCAAGUGUCAGACCGUCGCUCCUCCCCCAGCACAGGGGCGUCGGGUCGGAUCAAGUCGGUCUCUCAGGGUUCAGGAGGUUACGACAGUGACAGCGUGGAGAUGCACCCGAUGGACGAGUGUCCCGAGGCGCAGUACUACCCCAUGCAGUGUCGGAUGAGUGAGCCGGCGUACGAGCGCUCGCCCGGAUGUGCUGGAGGCGGCUCCAGAAACUGGGGCCUCCGUAAGCAAGCCAUUCAGAACUGGCAGCGGCGGCCCUACAGAAACAGCACCGAGGGCGAGGAGGGGGACGUGUCAGAUGUGGGCUCGCGCACCACGGAGUCGGAGGUGGAGAUGUGGGAGCAGGAGAGGAGAGCCGUGGCCGAGGUCCAGCAGUCGGCUGCCCCCCACCCUCACCACGGCAGAGCGGCCUAUCGCCCGAGCGCAGGUCGCUCAGAGGUCAUCUACAACAAACCAUGCCGUCAUGAGAAGAGCCCGUCGAAAUCUAGCGAGGUCAUCAGUCCCGAGGUCCUGAAGAUGCGGGCGGCUCUCUUCUGCAUCUUCACGUACCUGGACACCAAAACCCUGCUGAGGACGGCAGAGGUCUGUCGGGACUGGAAGUUUGUGGCCCGUCACCCGGCUGUUUGGACCCGGGUGUUGGUGGAAAACGCCCGAAUCUCCUCAAAGUUCCUCAGCACUUUGUCUCAGUGGUGCACGCAGACACACUCGCUGAUUCUCCAGAACCUGAAACCCCGACAGAGAGGGAAGAAGGAGAGCAAGGAGGACUAUUUGAAAAGCACACGUGGCUGUCUUGAGGAGGGUCUGGAGUCUUUGCUGAGGGCCACCGGCAGCAACCUUCUCAUUCUGAAAGUUUCUCACUGUCCCAACCUGCUGACCGAUCGCUCCCUGUGGCUGGCCAGCUGCUACUGCCGAGCGCUGCAGGCCGUCACCUACAGGAGCGCCACCGAUCCAGUCGGACAAGAAGUCAUCUGGGCCCUUGGUGCGGGGUGCAGAGACAUUAUCUCACUACAGGUGGCGCCACUUCACCCAUGCCAACAGCCUGCACGCUUCAGUAACCGAUGCCUGCAGACGAUUGGACGAUGCUGGCCACACCUCCGCGCUCUGGGAGUGGGCGGGGCCGGGUGCGGCAUCCAGGGACUGGCGUCUUUGGCCAGGAACUGCAUGCGCCUGCAGGUGCUGGAGUUAGACCAUGUCAGUGAAAUCAACCAGGAGGUGGCAGCAGAGGUCUGCAGAGAGGGUCUGAAAGGCCUGGAGAUGCUGGUCCUCACCUCCACCCCAGUGACCCCCAAAGCCUUGCUGCACUUCAACAGUGUAUGUCGCAACCUGAAGUCCAUCGUGGUUCAGAUCGGGAUAGAAGACUACUUUGAGGACCCAAACAGUCCAGAAGCACGAAAGCUGUUCGACGAGAUGGUGAACAAGCUUCAGGCUUUGAAGAAGAGACCAGGCUUUUCCAAAAUCCUCCACGUGAAAGCAGACAGCCUGUGCUAACGUCUUUUGUUGACAUAUACAUAUAUUGAAUUUCAUUCUGAAAGAAGAACUGGCUGUUCCCACAACGCUCACGUCCGCUCGGAGGAGACGCGAUAAAGGGCUGACCAGCUACAUUACACAGACAGGAAAGAGGGAAACCAGUGUUCUGUUCACGUGACGGAGAAAGGCAAAACUCUGGCACCUGAGACGCUUCUGUUGACUGGAUCAAAUGUGCUCAACUAGAGAAGCCGGAGUUCGGAGUCACGACUGUCAGUCCCGGUACCGACAUGCUCAUCAUUCACACCCGGAAUAUUUCACUUGGCUCCAACGGACUGCUUUGAUCCAGAACAUGUCUCCGGCCCAUCUGGAAGAAAGAUCCUGAUCACUGCGUUGUUUGUGUGCGUUCUCCCUUUGGAGACAUGUUUCCCUCCACGGUGCCAUUACGCAAGAAGCGCAGAUGUUUGAUGUUCCUGAGACGCCAGGGAGCAAUGUUUUUACUAUCGAGCGAGGUCUCCAGGUGCCGUUACAGUGUUUAUAUCGAUCAUGUGAAUUUCAUACUCGCGCAUCCACAACAGUGCCAUUCAUAGAAGCUGAUCUUCAGAUAUGGUGGACGGCUGCGGCGCCCCCUGCUGAGGCUUCCAGGCACCCACGACGCCCCAAGGCUUGGAAAGUGUCUCACCGCAAAGAAGCAUCACCACUGUUUAUAGAGCAGAAAACCCAGUGAUCAGAUUAUCAUCUUUCAACUGGGAAUGAAUUUCAUUGCGAUUAUAAGUGUUUGUCAGGAAACAAAGGAGCGGACGACCGGCCCGAGGGUGGAGGACGAGUGCGUCCACUCGGUUCUGAGGAGCCCACGGAAAAGAACACUGACAAGUCGUGAGGCGAGUAGCUGAGCGAGUCCUGCCUUUGGAAGAACUUCUCAACGCUUCUCACACCCCACGUGGCACCAUCUCUUGGGUCCCAGCGCGGAUCCAACCCACAGCAGAAUUAGCUUCUGGCACCAAACGCAACUGGGCUGCACUUGUCACACUACUCGCACCUGAGCAGUCGCUGGUUUCCUGCCACCAAAGCGUCUUCUCCUCCCCUCUCAAGUCUUUGUCUUGUUGAAGAAUGAUCCUGCACUGCAGUACAGCUUGGACCCACCUCUCAUUCAUGGCUUUCCUUCAUUCCCACAAAUAUUUAGAUUCUCACUGAAGGCAUCAAAAUUUUGAAUGAACAAAUGGAAUUGUGUAGUAAGCAAAGACGUGUGUAAUGACUCAAAACAUGUUUUAUAUUUCAGAUUCUUUCAAAUCUGGUUACUAGUUUGCUCAGUCUUGGCUUCUCGCGAUGAGCUGAUUGAGGACGAGGGUUUGCAGCGCUGCCAACAAAGCUAGCUUGAGUCAUCUAAAACAUGAAACAUAUUUAGUGUUAUUCUACGUUUUUUUCCUUGCUACGAUUCCACACAUCCUGCUUUGUAUGUUUGAUGUCUUCAGUCUGUAUCUACAACGCGGAAAGUAUUAGAAAUGAAGAAAAACCGCUGACUCAGAAGGCGUGUCCAAACCUUUGGUCUGUACUGUGCGUCAUGGUAAAAUCCUGGCUCUCAAUGGUUUACGGGCUGAGACUUGUCACCGGCACUUAGGUGUUUCACAUUCAGCGUGAUGCAACAAAAGUCGCUUUAAACCUUAAAGCUGAAAGCAGUAGUAACACUGUCGCACAUGAUCACGGGCCUAAAGUUAAAUCAGUCGCUCUUUGUCGCAAAGAUAGCGUGUACACAUCCAGUCACAGUGAAGAAACACGGAAAAUGAAAGUUCCAACAUGUUAUAUCUAAGGGCUUGUUGGUUUGGUAGAGUUAGUGGUCCACUUGUGGAGACCACUCCCACAGACUCAGACGACUCCCCCAGAGUGAGACCACUCCCCCAGAGCCAGAUCACUCCCGCAGACUCAGACCACUCCCGCAGAGUGAGACCACUGCCCCAGACUCAGACCACUCCUGCAGAGUCAGAGUGAGAUCACUCCCCCUGAGGACCUACAGGUCAAACACACACCACUGGUGGCACACAUCCAACUUGUGACCCCAUUCAUCACAGAGAUCUGAACGCAAGGGUUCCUCGUCUAUAGUCACCUCAUCCCAGUCUGGACCUCCACGGACCCUCCUGACCGCACGCUGACUCUAGUCUCAAACGUCCCAGGCUCCAUUGGAUCUCUCACUUCCAAUCAGCAAGGCUUUCUUGGCUGGUGUCUUUCCUUGUUCCACAAAACAAGGCACAAUGUUCCCUGAGCUUUCUCUUACGGAUAGCAGGCACAGUUCCGCCGGCCCCAUCUAACACCCAGCUGACUUGUGGCACCAUUCAUACCAGAUAAGUGAAACCCCAGUCUGGUGAACCCUUGCUUUCAGGCUGCCUGUGGCACCAAAAGAGCUGCCUUAUCAGGGUUGUUACUAGCAACCACCCGUCCACUCUGUCUUGUCCUGCGGGUGUCGCCCAUCCAUGACGCCAUUUGUAGCAAAGCCAGACCGGCCGGUUGCACAGGGAGUCACCUACCUGUCGAAUGAAGGAUCCAGGGAAGGACCUGCUGAACCAACUUGGGCCUCUAUGGAGCCACUGGCUGGGGGUGGGAGGAGCCCAGCCAAGGACCAGGACACAGACAUUGCUGGGGUGGGCGUCUUACCUCACAAUAUCGGAGCAAUGGGAACCUCCAUUCUCCAGUGCAUUUCGAGAUUAUCACUACGAGAAGAUGCAGUUUCCAAUAAUGCUGACUAUCCAUUUCAUGACACUAGCUGCAGUUGCCACCAUUCAAACAAUACCCAGGACGAACUGCUCGGAGUGACGGAGGGGACGCUCGAUGGACGCACUUGUAGAGUUUAGGUUGUUAGACAAUCCUGCCUUUUGCUGUCCUGUACAUACGGUUUGCAUAUAAAAAGAGGACCAACAUGUGAUGUGAUAUUAUACUAUGAAGUGUACAACAGCUUCAAAAGUUUACAAGUCUGUUUGAGUUUCUCUCCAAAGUUGAAUGAAAGACAAGCGCAGUGAGGUUUUUGUCGGUGUCUUAGCUUCUUUAUACUGAGUCCAAUAGAGAUGAACAUACUAAGGAAGAGGGUAACAAUGGUUACUCAGCUAUUUAUUUCUAUAAAAAAAAAAAAACAAACAAAC